AUGGAUGAAGACAACACGAUGGAAGGUAACCCCAAUCACUGCGCCGAUGAAGAUAACAUGAUGGAGGGUAACCCUCUCCUCUACCUCUAUAUCGGAACUACAAGGGAUUCAGUGGUCACAGAUCUGAAAGCAGAGCUUGCUGAGGUCAAGAAACAGCUGGCUGCUCGGGAGGAGCAAUUCAUCGAAUUAUCUCAGAGAACUGCAGCAAUGCAAACUGAGUUCUCUAACAUCGUUGCUACCCUGAACCAGAAAAACACAGACUUCAAUAAGAGAUUCAGCAAAACAAAGGCAGAUGCAGCCCAGCGUGCUGAAACCAUCGACGAAAAGCUUGAAAUUCUGGAUGAAAGAUAUACCAGAGCAUAUGAGGCCCAAACUGAGCAGGCAGAAUAUCUUUGGUCCUGCUAUGCCCGAACCAGAGAUGAUGAAAUCGAGGCUCUUACCGGAAGACUUGAUGCAGUAGAGAACGAGGUCAAGAUCAUGGAAAUUGGGUCCAUGCGAAUCAAGCGCGAUGCUAUCCAAAAAGACCAUCUAUCUAGCAAAUUAUGGAUGGCACUGACUGGAGAUCGGCCAUCACCAACACCGGACAGGAAGCGCCAGGCACGAGAAGCUCGCCUACCACUGCCAGAGAGACUAAUGAGUGACGAGUCCGAGUCCGAGGGAUGA
Molecule: messenger RNA, 663 nt
Organism: Fusarium pseudograminearum CS3096
Lineage: Eukaryota; Fungi; Ascomycota; Sordariomycetes; Hypocreales; Nectriaceae
Exons: 1
Coding region: 1-663 (220 amino acids)
Source: RefSeq, a predicted model, not a curated record